Molecule: messenger RNA, 588 nt
Organism: Phytophthora nicotianae INRA-310
Lineage: Eukaryota; Oomycota; Peronosporomycetes; Peronosporales; Peronosporaceae
Exons: 2
Coding region: 1-588 (195 amino acids)
Source: RefSeq, a predicted model, not a curated record
AUGGAGACUGAGCGGAGAAGACGUCGUGACGAGGCGAGCAGCGUCCCGAUCGCUGUGCGUGAGGCCAUCCAGGCCUUUGUUCCUGAUGCCGGCACGAAGGUCCUUCCAGCGAGACCAAGUGAGACUUCCUUUGUGUAUAACUGGGGCGUGCGCGUGAUUAGCACGUCCGACGAGAGUGCUACCGCUGUCUGGAUGUGCAUGGCAAGCGAGACCUGCCGCACACAGCGUGCCAAAUUGUUGAUGUCCGGCGGAAAGACGUCGAAAGCGACUCAGCUCCCCAGCAAGGCGCAUGAUAUUGGCUCUGACAAGACCGCCAGCGAAUUGGGCAAUAAACGAACUCGUGAAGAAGAACUCGCCGCGUUACGUAUCGUCAACGAAAAUCUUCCUUUUCGAAUCGGCGAAUACGCCGAGUCGCUGCUGCUCGGUGACCUGAUGCUUAAGGAGGAGGCUCGAGUGGCCUUGAACGCGAAGGUCAUCCGCCAUGCCGCUGUGGAGCUCUACGAUUCAACGAAGCGUCAAGUCGAGGAGAUGCUGGCCGACAAUCGGAUUGGGGCAGCGAAGAGCUUCUCCAUUGUGGCCGACUUUUGA